AUGGUCGAUGCUUUCUUCAUUAUCAGGCCGUCAUCAAAGCCACACAACGGCUUUGCCUCAGUGAAUGGUCUUGCCGGACCCGAAAUAACCUCUGUCUCUUCCAAGCAGAGCAUCUCGGAGAUCUGUAUGAACGGUUUAGACACCGCAUCUCCACGCUCUCUAACUGAAGGCAUCAACGGCUUAACUGCCGUUGCUUCAAAAAAGCCUGUUCCUCCCGUCAGUGGAUCUCGAGUACCCGCCACGCCUACGGUAUUUUCCACCACUGGACUUUCUGGUUCAAAUUAUCGAACACCUGCGCUCCCCACCAUUCUGCCAGCCCAAGUACCUUGUAUCUCGGCGAUAACUACGGUCGACCCAUCUAAAACUCCUCCAGUGAGUUCCUUGACCUCCCAAUGUGCUAUCGCUCCCUCUCCGGUGCCCACUUGCGCUGACAUCAAUCCGACUGUUGUGAUGCCGAGCCCCUCCACCUUAUCAUCAAUAGGGUCAGUGCAGUCUUUCUCUUCUAAACAUCAAACUACUUCUGGCAGUAACAGUGGCUUUGUUACAACUAUUCCCCAGACUGGUAUGGCUGUUGCAUCUACUCUGUCCUCUAGUCCCUCAUGUCCCCCCCGUAUUCAGAGUCUUUUGCCAGCCAGUAUUCAUAUUCAAGCUCCGCAAGUUCAACCGUUCCAGCAAUCAUUGGUUAUUUCUCAAGUGUCUACCCUUGCCUCCGAUUCUAGCACCGUCACAGCUGCUUCCGGACUUUCUGGCAGCUCUGUUUGUCCAUCAAACCAGCUAGGUGUUGUUAAUCGAGCUACCGAAAUGACAGGCUUUCAUACUCUCCCUCUCUCCACUUCCUCGGCAGUUUCCUCUGUUCCCGGGCCUCUUUUUGUCUGUUCAUCUGCAUCACCAGCCUCCUCAACGGCCAUGGUUCUUACUUCUUCAAUUUCAUCCUCUGCGGCUAGUCAACUCGGACAUUCUCUUUUAACCGCGGUGACUCCGCUGAGGCCGGGAAAUCAGCUAACGACCCAGCAACAGACCCUACUUCUUCAGCCUGGCCAGCUGCCUACACUUCUUCAAGUGGCCCAGAACCCUGGAACCCUGGUUCCUAUGGCUAUGGCCCUUACCUCCGCUCUCACUUCAACCCCAUCUCAAGCUCCGACGACCUUGUCCGUUUCACCACAGACCCCGGGGCAUCUUGUGAGGCCGCAGCUGGCUCCGACAACUUUGUUGGUAGGACUCUCAUCGCUUCCCACUAGUCUCCCUAGCAUCACCACCACUAACUCAUUCGCCACUGGCACCUUCAAUACAAAUAUUUUAUCUACUAAAUGCAACAAUCUUAGCUUCAAUAAUAAUACUAUAAAAGCCACUAGUAGCAGUUCCAACGCCACCACGAUACCAACUGCGACCACAUGUGGAGUCACCACAUUGACUGGGCUCAUUCAUGAGUCUGUCGAUUUCAACAGCCAACUUUCUAGGCAUCAUUCUGAUCUGGCUACAACAACGACCAAUUCAGUGAUUACAGCCACGGCGUUGACGUCUUACCCCCUUCAAACACUCGAGGAACAAUCAGCACCUGUCUCAGCUUCGGUUGUGACAGAGGCAGUUGUUCCUAUCACUAGACCUAUUUGCACAACCGCCGUUAGAAAUCACGGUGGCAAUUGCUGUGCUAGUGUUGAGGAAGAUAUCAUUCCUAUUUCAAACUAUCAGAUGGUUGUAUCUGCAAGUCCAGUGACGCCCGUUUUUUCAAAAUUGAUCUGUCAAUGGCAGUCUUGUGGAAUGUUUUUUGGGUCGGCCGACCAGCUAUUCGCUCACGUAUUUUCCGUUCACUAUCGACUAAUCAAGUCUGAGCCUUCGGUAAGUCACUCUGAUAUAAUGUGUGUAUUCAUAUUUUAA
Protopolystoma xenopodis is the source of this 1875-nucleotide messenger RNA. Lineage: Eukaryota; Metazoa; Platyhelminthes; Monogenea; Polystomatidea; Polystomatidae. The record is from the annotation of a GenBank genome assembly.